AUGCGCUGUGACAUGGGUGCUACACUGAGCUUCAUUGUCCUGCAGAUCCUGGAGCAACUACCGAUCAAGGAAGUCGAGGAACGAGAGCGGAUCGUGAGGAACAACACGAGCGCGAUCAAGCACUGGGGCGCCUUCGCGGGCAUCGCCGGAGCGUCGGACAAGAACGCCAAGAUCGCGGACUGGCGAUCGGCCGACGCGUCCGGGAUCAUUCGCAACGGGUUGCGCAAGAUGAAGGCGCUCGGUCUCGCCGGCAUCAAUCUCGCGCAGGCCGACGCGCCUCCGGUCCUCGCGAUCCGGUGGCCCAGCCGCGUCAACCGCUCAAAUUUUGAGGCCUACUUUUCGGAUGACGCGCCGAUCAGCGACGCGCGAUCCGAGUGGCACAAUCCUGAACCGUUCAUGGCGGCUUUUUCGUCGGGCGGCAAACCGAUCCCGCUCGUCUUUGUCAACGCAAUCGUCGGCGGCGUUACGCGUGCGUGCGUGGUGCUGAUCCGCAAGGGCAAGGCGCACUGCGAGAUCACCGCGUUCGCGCCGGCCGUUACGUUGGCCAUGGCCGUCAAUCUCGGGCGAGCGCUGCUCUAUGCCCUGCGCAAGGCACUCCAGACAUCCGCGCGCGUUCGGGUGUGCAUCACGACGCACUCGCGACCAUCGGAAAAGGACGCCGUCAACGUAUGGCACGAGAACUUUCUCGAGGUCGUAUCAAUCCCGACCAUCCGAUCCGAGACGUGGAAGCGCCUCGACGGCACCGUCCUGCCAUCGCUCAUCUACACCCAUGCCCUCGCCAAAUCGCCGCGUCCAUCCUUGAUGACGACCGCCAUGAAUAUGUGCCAGAGCGCGCCCCGAGCUGACGUCGCAGCGCUCGCCGAUAUCUAUGCCAGCACUCUUCUGUCAUCAUCAGCAUAA
Messenger RNA from Acanthamoeba castellanii str. Neff, 900 nucleotides. RefSeq lists its product as uncharacterized. The record is from RefSeq and is a predicted model, not a curated record. The coding region runs from base 1 to 900 and encodes 299 amino acids. Lineage: Eukaryota; Discosea; Longamoebia; Acanthamoebidae. The transcript has a single exon.